Molecule: messenger RNA, 6551 nt
Organism: Colius striatus (speckled mousebird)
Lineage: Eukaryota; Metazoa; Chordata; Aves; Coliiformes; Coliidae
Gene: TSPOAP1
Product: TSPO associated protein 1
Exons: 26
Coding region: 487-5508 (1673 amino acids)
Biological process (GO): neuromuscular synaptic transmission
Molecular function (GO): protein binding
Source: RefSeq, a predicted model, not a curated record
GUGGGGCUGCCCCUUCCCGUGCCAAACACCUGCAGCAAAGGUUCACCUCUGCUGAAGGAGGACCCAGCACACAGCCAGGUGGAGCCAGGUGUGCAACCACUGGGACCUGCCUCUGAAGGACAUGAAAAUUUCCCUCCCAAAAAUGCAAUAACUGACCAAGAGAGCAGCCAACAGAUAGAGCAGCUGGAAUUUGAACUCAAGAAAAAGCGCAAAAAAUGUGAAAACCUUGAGCAUGAAGUGAGGAAAAAGCAUAAAAGAUGCAAAGAAUUGGAGAUCCAGCUGCAGGAGGUACAGAGUGAAAAUGCACGACUGGCUGAAGAGAACUUGCAGCUGAAUGAGAAGGCUGGAUGGGCAGGACAGGUUGAAUCUGAGAAUGCUGACCUGAAAUUGCAGGUUGUUUUGGUUACUAAGGAACGGGAUUCAGUAAUUCAGACGAAUCAAGGACUCCAAAGCAAGCUGGAGAAUCUCGAGCAGGUGCUGAAGCACAUGAGAAAUGUGGCUGAGCGGAGGCAGCAGCUGGAAGUCGAGCACAAGGAAGCGCUGCUAGUCCUGCAGGAGAAGCAGGAGGAGGUCAGGCGGCUGCAGCAGGCACAGGCAGAGGCAAAAAGAGAGCAUGAAGGAGCAGUGCAGCUUCUAGAGGCCCGGGUGAAGGAUCUAGAAGAGCAGUGUCGCAGUCAAACAGAGCAGUUCAGCCUCCUGUCUCAGGAACUCCAACAAUUCCGCCUGCAAACGGGAAAAAUCGACCUGCUCACCUCUACCCUGGUGACUUCUGAGCUCCCCCUUGCUCUGUGCAGCUCUACCCCACAGCCCCCCUGGGAGAAGGAAUUGGCUGUUCCUGGGUUGCUCACUCACCAGAGUGCAAAGAAGGUUCACCAUGAGGGGACCGAUGAGCUGGAGUCGUCACAGCGGUUGCCUCAUGCUGCUGCUGGCUCCCCGCUUGCUGCUGCCGGUUCUCAGAAACAAGCAAAGAAAGUGGAAUCUCAGUCAAACUCUUCAAAAUCAGAAUCCAUGCAGAACAGUCCAAAAUCCUGCCCAACUCCAGAGGUGGACACUGCAAGUGAAAUGGAAGAGCUGGAUGUUGACAGCAUCUCUCUAAUGCCAGAGCCAGGCAGCCAAGGGCCUGCAAAGCUCCAGGUGUUCCUAGCUCGAUACAGCUACAAUCCUUUUGAUGGGCCUAAUGAAAACCCAGAGGCAGAGCUUCCACUGACUGCUGGAGAGUAUAUUUACAUCUAUGGGGACAUGGAUGAAGAUGGCUUCUUUGAAGGGGAGCUGAUGGACGGCCGGCGGGGGCUGGUCCCCUCCAAUUUUGUUGAGCGAGUUUCAGAUGAUGACCUCGUGACGUUUCUGCCCUCGGAGCUCAACGACCUCACCCAUAGCUCAUACCAGGAGAAAAGUUUUGUCAGUGCAAGCACCAGCAGUGGGGAUAAGAGUGAUUUCUCCAUUGAAGAGAGUAGCAUCAGCCCGUUGGCCAGUAGAGCAGAAGGAGACCAGGAGGAACCUGUUAGUCAUACAGCAGUGCCUUACCCGAGAAAACUGACUUUGAUCAAGCAGCUUGCCAGAAGCGUAGUUGUAGGCUGGGAACCGCCACUUUUGCCAGCUGGCUGCCCAGACAUACAGAGCUACAACAUCUACGUGGAUGAAGAGCUACGGCAGAACGUCAAGAGCGGCUUCCAGACCAAAGCAGUGAUUGAGAAGCUGGACUUAAAGGCAAAGUCUUACCGUGUCUGUGUGCAGGCUGUGACAGAGCAAGGCGGCUCUGACAAACUGCGAUGCACUUGCUUUGUGGGCCGAGAUUCUUGCGUGGCACCCACUAUGCUGAAGGUCAGAAGCAUCAGUGCCACGUCAGCAGAGGUCACCUGGCUGCCCUCCAACAGCAACUACAGCCACGCAGUGUAUCUCAAUGGGGAGGAGUGUGACACCACCAAGCCCGGGGUGUACUGGCACAGCUUCCGCAGCCUGCAGCCCAGCACUCAGUACGUUGCCAAGCUGGAGGCCCGGCCCCUGAAAACACCUUGGGAAGAGGUGCCAGAGGGGCAGGAGCAGAACUCAGCUGUGAUACACUUCACUACCCCACUAGCAGGAACACCUGAUGCUCCUUUGGAUGUCCAGGUGGAAGCUGGUCCCUCGCCAGGUAUCCUUGUUAUCAGCUGGUUACCUGUCACCAUUGAUGCCGAAGGGUCUUCCAACGGCGUCCGAGUCACGGGUUACGCCGUGUAUGCCGAUGGACAGAAGGCAAUAGAAGUUACUUCUCCAACAGCUGGGAGUGUCCUGGUGGACUUGUCUCAGCUUCAGAUGUUCCAGGUGUGCCGGGAGGUGUCUGUGAGAACGAUGUCUCUUUACGGGGAGUCGGUGGAUUCAGUCCCAGCCCAGAUCUCCUCGGUCUUGCUGCGAGCCUCUCCCCGCUCUUCCCCUUCAGCCUCUGCUCUUUCUACCACAUUUACCUCUAGACUGCCCCGUGGGGAAGCCAGGGGCUCUCAGCCUGCACACAGCCUCCCUUUACAGCACACAGCUGCAGCCCUGCUUCGACACAAAGCUCCCACUGAUAGCUCAGAUGCCAAAUUGACUGAUGUCUCCUCCAGCCACGACGACUCAGGGCGAUCUCUGCCUGACAAAGCCUCUUCACCACUGCACCUCUCCUCUCCCAGUCCUUCCUUGGUGCAAGCUUUAGGCACUUCCCCACAGGGACCAGACACUGCACGAGACAAGAAAUGCCUGAGUGUGCCUCCUCAGCAAGCUGGCAGCACAGCCCUCCCUGGUGAGGGCACAGAGCCUGGCCCUUCAGUGGAAGCAGAAUGGCAAGGCCUGGAUGAAGGGACAGAGGUGCAGAUGGAGCAAUCUGUAACCAAAGCACCAGAACUGGAAAGCCCCUUUAACAGUAGUCUGAAGGUACAUAUGGAGACCUGCCAUGCAUGCUCUGUGGAAGAGACACCAAAAGAUCCCAGUGCUGAAAGAGAGGAGGAGGCAAAUGAGAAGCACGUGAGCCCAGAGCCUCUGCCCUCCCUUAGCCAGGCUGAGGGACCAGAGGACACCUUCCAAGAUGCAGUCACUGGUGGGAGUAGCUGUCAGGAGUUCCUGAGGUUGUCCCCUGGCAAGGAGGUGAUGAAAGAAACGCCCAGAGUGAAAAGAGAGCAAGAAGAAAAACCGUGUGAAGUAGGACGCCGACAGCUGCUGCUCUUCGCUGAGCACAGCCGUAGCUCUGACCUGUCAGAUAUACUGGAAGAGGAGGAGGAAGAUGAACUGUCUUCAGAAGCUCUGGAAGAGAGGAAAUGGGACCAGAGAGACCCAUGCUCCAGAGAGAAUGGGGAGAAGAUGGAUCUUUGUGAUACUGACAGCGACGAGGAGAUUCUGGAGAGGAUACUGGAGCUCCCCCUUCAGAAGAACCACAGCAAGAAAUUGUUCAGCAUCCCUGAAGUGACUGAGGAUGAGGAUGAAGAUGAGGAUGAUAAGUGUGCUAGGGAGGAAAAGGCAGACCCUCAAGACUCUUUGGAAGCACUUAGCUACCAUUCAGGAAGGACAGAGAAGCUGCUCAAGGCCAAGGAAGCGUUUCUGAAGGCAGAUGGGAGUGACACCUCCCCAGAUGUGCCUGCUCAGGCUCCACAGGAGGAGCACGGUGUUAGGCAGAGCAGAGAGGAUGCUGAGCAUGCAAAUCCUGCCUUUGGCCAUCUGACCUGGAGUCAGAAGAAGGCAAACUGGGACUGGGGCUACCAGGAGAACGAUCCAAAGGCUGGGACUGGGGCAAGUCCCACUUGGAGCAAGAAAAAGGGCAAUAAUUAUCGAGAGAGGAUGAGGAGUCGGCCUGAGACAGGGAGGAAGAGACAGAAUGAUUUAACAGAGCACUGCAGUCGUCUGCUGGGCAACUGUAGCCAGAUGGGAGGUGGCCUAUACAGAGCUCCCAGCCUCAGGGAAGAGCUGAACAUUGUGAGCAGUGCUGGUGGUAAGGAGGGGUUUGAUCUGUACAGUCGUGCCAGACAAGGCACCUCACGGAAAGGUGCCCCAAGAGCAGUGGCUCCAGGGUUUGUGGAACCUGCUGUGAUGGGAACACGCUGCUCCAGCCCCAGGAGCCUGGAAAUAGACAUCGAAUACGACUCUGAAGAUGAUCAGGAUUCGAGCUGUGCGUCCCCCCCUGAGAGCAGGCCGUGGCCAGAGAGGUCCCAGAGCUCUCAAGGGGACUGGAGUGAUUGCUCCAGUCAAUCUGAGGUUGCUCCCACAGAUGGCAGAAGGGACCUGACCAGGCUGGAGGUGAUGGAAGAGCAGGGUAUGGAGUGGGCUGGGUCACGGGGCCGGCGCCUGCAGCUCUUCAGCCAGGAGAAGGAAGCACUGAGAUGUGAGAGCAGUUCUGAGGAGCAGGGCUGGGAGCUGGACUGUAAGUCACCUGGCUGGAGAAGGAGGCUCGAACAUCCUUCGAAGGGGAUACGUAGCAGCUCUUUGCACAAAAGGGCAUCUGGUAAGAGAGAUCCUAGGGGCCAGGAGCUGCCUGGCACUGGCCCCUGGCAGGCUCCCAGCAGGAGAGGCAACAGGAACGUAAGAAGAAGCCAAAUGCAGAAACCUUUGCUCUCUCCUCCAGGCCCUCCAAGGAGCAGCACUUCAGAAACCUCUGUUAAAGAUGAUGGCAUUAGAGUAUUUGUGGCUCUCUUUGACUACGACCCCGUGUCGAUGUCUCCUAACCCUGAUGCAGCAGAAGAGGAGCUCCCAUUCAAGGAGGGACAGAUCCUGAAAGUGUGUGGAGACAAAGAUGCUGAUGGCUUCUACAGGGGUGAAUGUGCAGGAAGGGAGGGAUACAUCCCCUGCAACAUGGUGUCAGAAGUCCAGGUGGAGAACAAUGAAAUGAAGCAGCAGCUCCUAAAGCAAGGGUUCCUGCCUGCUGACACACCAGUGGAGAGCAUAGGAAAUGGCACAUUUUCUCCACCUCCACGUCGCCCAAGCGUCCCUCCUCCAAAACCCAGACGCUCCAGGAAAGGGCUGGACAAGCAGGAGAAGUACAAGUCUCAGACAGGACAGAAGCAGAAAGACUUGGAAGCUGAGCUGCUGACUCCUCGAAGCAUGGUGGCUGUCUUUGACUAUAACCCUAAGGAGAGCUCUCCAAAUGCAGAUGUUGAGGCAGAACUGACUUUCAAUGCUGGGGAUGUUAUCACUGUGUUUGGGUCCAUGGAUGAUGAUGGAUUCUAUUAUGGAGAGCUGAACCAGCAGAGAGGGCUUGUCCCCUCCAAUUUCUUGGAAGCUGUGACUUCAGACAGUGGCACCAUUGAAGAACUUCAUUCAAAAGAUAAAGAAGCUUUUCCACUGAGUGCUGAGAGCCAGUUUAAUCCAGAUGGGUCUGUUGGUCCCAGCGACUCCUCACCAACUCCUCCACCACCUUCCUGCCUUGCUGGGGGUGAGCUGUGUGGAGAACAGGCAUCACUGGCUGUUCUCAGCUGCAGUGAUGGACCUGGUCAGAGUAAAAAGAAGAGAGGCUUCUUCUUCAAAGGGAAAAAGCUCUUCAAAAAACUUGGGUCCAGUAAGAAAACUUAACAAGGGGUUUGUUGUUGUGUAAAGGCUGCCUGGGCAGCCCAGGCAGGGACUGACCCUGGGGGAGAAGCCCUCUGCAAUAAGCUGAUUGGAGUAUUUUCAUAGGGGGAAAAGUGGAUGUAGGAUAGAGAAAGCUCUUCAGUGGGGGUGUGAGCUGUGGUCUGUGCUGAGAGCCCCGUGGCUGCCCUCCCAGUGUGGGCACUGGCUCUGCACUCACGGCACUGGGGCGUGCGAGGCCUCAGCUCGAGGAUGCAGCUCCCUCCACAGCAGUGUCCCCUGCUCCAUGCAGCCCUCAAUGCACCACUUCCCUGUAAAUAUUUUAACUUCAAGGUUCUAUCCUGGCUGUAAGUUAGCUAAAUGGCUUUUCCCAGCAAAGCCCUGGCCCCUUAGGAAGAGAUCCCUUGUGCUACACCCCCCGGUGUUUCUCUGGUCUACGGGAGGUUGUGGCAGCUCCUUCACUUCCUGCAAAGGCAAUUUGCACUUUUCUGGUCCUGUGAAUCCCCCUUUUUUUUUGCUGUCUCUGGGCUGAAGAGUGAGUUGAUUUGUACUGUAAACCUGUAAAUAUGCAGCUGUGCCUGGGAGCAUCCCACACUGCCUCAGCCACGUCCCAGCACCGGGGUUUCCCCCGAGGAAGGAGGUUGCUGAUGCUCCCCGAGGGCUGGGCUGCUGUCAGCUGCUCCUGGCUGCUUCCCCUGGCUGGGGACUCCGCCUUAUCUCUUUCUUUCUCUCUCUUAUUUAUCCCUUUCCCAUCUGCCUCUUUCUUUGGCUGUUUCCUUGGGCUGUUGUCAGUGGGCUGCUCCCGCAGCGGUGGCAGAGCUGAGCUGGGGGAGGGAGAGAGUUUGCAGCUAUUUUCAUAUGAGAUGAUGAGUUUCCUUGAGUUAAGACACAUCCCUUCCUGAGCCACAGAGAGUUUUGUACUACAUGGUUUCUGUCCUUCCCAGUGUUUCUCUCUCUGCAUGUUUCAGUGGGGUACUUGUUUUGAGGAGGACAGUUGUGUGAGGUACGUGGGUGAUGCCAGCACAGGCUCCUCCAGAGCUGGUGCUUAU